GAGAAGAGGAGAGCCCUCCAGAGGAAAGUAGAGAGAGAGAGAGGAUGGUGAAGGACAUGAGCGUGGAGGGGGAGGACCAGGCGGUGAAGGACUACGAGGACCCGCCGCCGAAGCCACUACUGGGGGUGGAGGAACUCUGGAAGUGGGCGCUCUACCGCGCCCUGAUCGCCGAGUUCGUCGCCACCCUCCUCUUCCUCUACGUCACGAUUGCUGCCGUCAUCGGCUACAAGCGGCAAUCGCAAGCCAACCAAUGCAACGGUAUCGGCUUCCUCGGCGUUGCAUGGUCCUUCGGCGGCAUGAUCUUCAUCCUCGUCUAUUGCACCGCCGGCAUCUCCGGUGGUCACAUUAAUCCGGCAGUGACGUUUGGGAUGUUCUUGGCGAGGAAGGCGUCAUUGAUCCGAGGGGUUCUCUUCAUGGUGGCUCAGUGUCUGGGGGCCAUUUGUGGGGUGGGAUUGGUGAAGGCAUUCAUGAAGCACUCCUAUAACUCUCUUGGUGGUGGGGCAAACGUGGUGGCGCCGGGGUACUCCAAGGGCAGCGCCCUCGGCGCCGAGAUCGUCGGCACCUUCAUCCUCGUCUACACCGUCUUCUCCGCCACCGACCCAAAGCUCAAGGCCCACGAUAGGCACGUUCCGGUUUUGGCGCCUCUAUCGAUCGGGUUUUCCGUGUUCAUGGUGCAUUUAGCUACGAUCCCGAUCACAGGGACCGGCAUUAAUCCGGCGAGGAGCUUCGGUACGGCAGUUAUAUACAACCAGCGCAAGGCCUGGAGUGAUCAUUGGAUAUUUUGGGUGGGACCGAUGGUGGGAGCGGCGGCCGCGGCGGCGUACCACCAGUACGUGAUAAGGGCUAACGAGCGCAGCAACGCUCACAACUGACCUCUGCCUCCUCCUUUAUCCUGUUCUUCUUUGGUUGUAGACGUGACUGUGAACAUUAUGUUGUGGGGUGUGGGGGUUCGAGUGCUUUUCUUUGUGUCAUUUCGUGUUCUCUCUUUAUUUAUUGUGCAAGAAGGAUGAUGUGUGGUAUUUGUUUCAUUCAGUGGCGGGAUUGUGGUCCUAAUCAGACUAUGUACUGCUUUAAUUAUAAUAUAUUGUGAUUUUUAACGUGCUUUUCA
Molecule: messenger RNA, 1108 nt
Organism: Phoenix dactylifera (date palm)
Lineage: Eukaryota; Viridiplantae; Streptophyta; Magnoliopsida; Arecales; Arecaceae
Product: aquaporin PIP2-7-like
Biological process (GO): transmembrane transport
Cellular component (GO): membrane
Molecular function (GO): channel activity
Source: RefSeq, a predicted model, not a curated record